Molecule: messenger RNA, 1046 nt
Organism: Xenia sp. Carnegie-2017
Lineage: Eukaryota; Metazoa; Cnidaria; Anthozoa; Malacalcyonacea; Xeniidae
Product: THAP domain-containing protein 5-like
Exons: 3
Coding region: 504-1046 (180 amino acids)
Source: RefSeq, a predicted model, not a curated record
UUUGAGUGCGUGACGUCAUUUAAAGGACGGAAGUUCAAUUUUAAAGCUCUUAGUAUAUAAAAAUUAUAUACGAACAAGCAUAUUUCCAACUGGAAUUUUACAUAUUUUAUAACUUCUCUUCGCAAAAAUUGCGUAUAUUUAGUGACAAAUGAGCAACACGCAUAGGUAAGCAACAUUUACAAUCGAUUAGAGUUUUAUAAACUUCUUGAAUUAACUUAUAUUUCUCAAUAAACUGGGUGCCGCAUCCUUCACGAAGUCUGCGGUUUUAACACACACGCAAUGUUAUCAGAAACUAACUGUACCGCGCUUAUUUCCAAUCAUCCAAUGUAUACUACUUUUAUAAACUUCUGGAUUAGACUUAUCAUUCUUAUCAUAUGGGUGUCGCAUCCUUGACGUAGUCUGUGGUUUUAAAACCCAUGCAAUAUUAUCACAACGCACAUAAUAUAAGGAGAAUAAUUUUUUAUUAAGUUAGUCAAACGUAACGAUACACCGCAAGUUAAAAUAUGGCGAGUAGGCAAAAUUCUGCAAAAAAUCGUCAAGGAGGACAAUAUUGUGUUGUUGGUUGGCCCAACGGAAAAAGUUGUACAAACAGUCAACACACAGAGGGUGUCUCAGUACAUCGUUUCCCCAUGAAUGACAAGGAGAGGCUGAGUAAAUGGACAAAAUUUGUUAGGAGACAUAGGCCAAAAUUCGUUCCUCAGCAGUACUCUGUGCUAUGUUCAAUGCGUUUCGCAGAUUAUGCAUUCACCGUGAACGCAACAGUUGCAAAAUCGCUAAACAUGAGACGACAAUUGCGCUCUGAUGCUGUUCCAACCAUAGACUCUGUAAAAGGCAUUUCAAUCCAAGGUGAUAAGAGCAAUCGCGACCGCAGAGUUGUGUUGCGUGAAGUAACACGAAGUGUAAAAGAUGUUGAACCCGCUGUUAAACAUACUGAUGAUGAUGGGAAUUCUGACGAGUGUAACACGACAGAAAGCGUUGAUAGUGAACCAGUUAGAGAGGAUUCACCAGAACCGCUGCCAAAACAAGAGCAAGUUGAAAUGAACUAA